GACCACAUCUUUGACCAAUCAAAAGUCAGGAUUGACCCCAGCGUUUGUACUGUGGAAAGAAGGCUCUGGCGCUUAGCGAAAAAGCGAUUGCUACGUUAAUGCAGGUUAACAACGGCAUCGUCGUGAGCAUUCAGGGCGGUUAUUUAUCGAGCUUUCAUCAAAACCUAGUCUGCGAAAAGCUCCAUUUGCUAGAGGAAAGUGUGGGCUAGUUUGCUAAUGGUAAUGCUACAGUAGCUCAUCGGGCUCGUCUCUAGUUUUUCAUUUCAGAGUGAAUAGGAAACACUGCCGCAGCGAGACUCCAGAAAAUGACCGUUUCCUUUUCUGUAGCAUUAAUAUAUCGCAAUAACUAAUAAUAUAGGUUCCCUCUUCGUUUGUAUGCACGGCAGAAGAAUUCGCCAUGAACUCAAAGCGCAACAACGGUGAAAACGGGGCGGGCAGAAUCAACCCAGGCUCGGUACCAACAGGAACAAACAGCUCAUCAGCGAGUGCUUCUCACCGCAAACAAACUAUAAUCAACUCUUCUCAUAAGGGAGAGAAAGAUGAGUGCAUGCAAAACACAGUCCGAGACAAAAACCUGUCCAUCUCCACGCUCAGAACGCGCCUCGGACCGACCAUCCGGUCCACCCUGUCCGCGGCGGUGGACACUCUUCUGGGCGAGAUCGUGGCGGUGCUGUCCGAAACCCAGCGGGAGCUGCUGACCAAAGAGCAAGAGAACGAGAAGCUGAAAGUUCGACUCGAAGUCUCUGAGAGAGAGCUCAAGACGUUACAGGAAUGUCUGUGUAGCGCGCAGAAAUUAAUCGACCAGCUUCAGGGUCCCUUUGGAAGCCCGCCCAUGCCGGGUCCCCACGUCUACGCCUCGGCUGGACCCGUAAACUCGAGCCGCUUGACCCAUAGGAGCGCGCCCGAGCAAGAUCCGCGCUGCUUUACUGGAGCUGAACCCGAGUUGAGUGGCGCUCUGGGUGAUGCCAUACACGGCUUUGACUCCAGGGAGGAAUUCAAGAGCUGCCACCUCUCCAUUCAGGCGGAUGGGACGGUGACGAACAGUUUUUAUGACCCUAUAAACGUCCAUUCCUCUAACAUCUGUUCAGAUAUGAACCGACCUGGUGAGAUGGUGGAUGACAGCAGAAGGCUCACACACGCCAGACCCCAAAACCCUCCCUCACACACUAGCUUCUCUAUUAAAGAGGAGCAGGUUCCUACCUCUGGACAGGUGUGUGUGCGUGGAAGAGAGGCGGCCACGGAGGCUGAGCACUCUGCACAGAGUGUGUGUGAUCUGGCAUACGUCCACGUGGUCGAGGAAGAAGGAGGCCCCCGUUCACACCAUCACCAAUCCAAGCCUACACCACCGACCCCCUCCAGGCCUCACAAUGGACCUUCUUCCAGUAGUUCACCAUCCCAAGGAACCUCCGGACUUAGGUCUGCCCAGAGGGAUGCUCCUGGUUUAGGUAUGAACACAAGCAGGAGCCCAGGGGUGGGUGGCUCAUCGCCAGAAGAGCCCAUACGGCGCUCCAUCUCUGAGCUGAUGGGAGAGGCACCAGGAGAACGUCCUCACUUGUGUCUGGAGUGUGGCAAGACCUUCCGUCUUAUCUCAAGCUUGAAAAAGCACCUGAGGAUCCACACCGGAGAGAAACCGUAUCCUUGCACUGUCUGUGGCCGCCGAUUCCGUGAGUCCGGGGCUCUUAAGACUCACCUCCGCAUCCACACGGGCGAGAAACCAUAUUCCUGCUCUGAUUGCGGGACGCAGUUUCGUCAUCUCGAUGGCCUGCGGAAGCACCGCCGCACGCACACCGGUGAAAAGCCAUAUGUGUGCAGCGUCUGCGGGAAAAGGCUCAGCCGCCUGCAGCAUCUGAAACACCACCAACGCAUACACACGGGAGAGCGGCCGUGUUGCUGCCCACUUUGCCACAGAGGCUUUAAGGAUCCAGCUAGUCUGAGGAAGCACCUCCGUGCACAUCAGGGUGAGCCGGGAGCGGAUGAAGCAAUGGGAAUGGCUGGUUUGGGAGAAGGAGAUGGGGGAUCCAUAGAUGAUGAGGAUAUGAGGUUCGGGAUGUGGGGGGAAGAGGAAGGGAAUGAAGGCGAGCCUGUGGUGGACUGUGUUUAGUUACAGGGUUAUAUAUAAAAAAAAAAAAAUUUACUCGGGGAUAGUUCACCUAAAAAACACAAACUCUGUAAUCAUUUACUCAAAAUUUACCAAACCUGUACAUGUUUCUUUAUUUUGUUCAAUACAAAAGAUAACAUUCUGAAGAAUGUGGAGGAAACAAACAGUUUCUGAAAGUCAGAAUUCCAGACACAGAAUUCAACAUUGCGUUUUGUUCAGCAGAAGAAAGAAACUGAUUACAUAAAGAUUACAAGAAUUUUCUUUUUUGGGUGAUCUUUCCCAACAUUAUUUUAAGGGACUUUUUUUUUCUUCUUUAUUUGUUUUUAUGAAAUGUGGCGAUGACUAUACAGCAGAGGUUACAUCUUGUCCUGGGCUUAAAAAAACAAUGUCUGCGGCAACAUUUUCUUGUAGAGACUAAAUUUAAAAACCUAUAACAAGCACGUUAUUUAACUAUAUGGUUAUGUAAAUUUUAUCAUGAUGACUCAAAUAUCCACUUACUUCAAGUGCAUAUUAUAUCUCAUGACAUUUCAGAUGUCACAUCAUAUAGACCAGGACAUGUAGACUUGCAUCCUUUUUUCUGUGUACUGUAUUUUAGUGUACGAGCUGUUGAAGCUCCAGUGGGACUAACAGGGUAUCAUGUCUGUUACUCACAUGUUAUGGGUGUUGUCGUUGGUGUGGUAAUCAUUUUAAUGUGCCCUAUUUUAGAGAAAGAGCUACGACGAACACAUUAAAGCCUUAACUGUGGUUUUAUUGCACAGGCAUAGCUGUAGUAUUGUUUUAAAUUGGGUUCUUCACCUUUUUAUCAGUGAGUUAAUAUUCAUUCAGCUUACUCUGGGUGAUGGUUGAGUGCAUCGUUAGUCAAGUGUUUGGAGGAUAUUUAGUUUAAGGUGAAGGGUAUCUCGCAUGCUGAUCCAAAGAAUCAGAAUUGUGACUGCCAGGGUUAACUCUGCUGACUGAUCUGUAAAAAUGUAUAUUCAUACAUAUAACCUGGCUAUGUAUUAACAUGCUGAUUGGUUUGAAUAAAAGAAGGCGUCUCCUUUAGGUUGAGGUGCAAUGAGCCAGCACAGAAAUCAAGUAAACUUUAAAAGUGCUGCCCUCUACUGAAUAUAUGAGGGAAAUGCGGUUACUGUAAAGUUGCUUUUAUGGUUGGUUCUCCAAAGAUGGAGACACCGUUUCUGUUGUAGCCAUGGUGUCAAACUGUGUGGUUUUGUGAAUACAUCUUUUGUUUUCUCUUUCUCUUUUUUUUUUUUAUAUAUCUCAUGAAAUGCCAUUUUGUACAUUUGACUUGUAUAUUAUGUACAUUGGUUUGAAAUAGAUUAGUCUUAAAACGUUCAAGACCGAAACUGGAGCUUCAAAGAUCCAUGACACGUGUUUUAAUAACUCUGAACUAUUUAAACUCUCUUUACUUUGUUACAAUAUUCUGUAUGUUUCUGUGCCCACAUGUGAUGUUGAGAUGUUGUUGCAGAAGUUUGAAGGUUGUAGUCCAUCUGUAGUUGAUUCAACAAUAAGUUCAACAAAAAAAUGGCUGUAGUUGACACUCGAAAUAGAUCUUCGGUGUAAAAAGACCUCAUCCUUUGGAAAUAUGCAGAAUGGAAUAUUUGAUACCAUUUAAAGAUCCAAACAUUUUUUGCUAGUGUUAAAGCAGUUUUUUGGGCUGGUCUGCAACCUUAUAAGUGUAAUGCUGGGAACAGCGACACUUAAGCCAAAUAGAGGGUAAGAGUCCAAAUAGUUGUUUGUAAUGUUUAGUUUCAAUAUAUGGUAAUAUAUAGGUAUGAUCCAUGUAGUAUUUCAUUUUCCAAAACUAUACUUCAUUGUAAGAUAUCAAUACAGGUCAGUUUUCAUAAGAAAACAUUGAAAUCUGCUGAGAUCUUUUUUUUUUUUUGCUAUAACAUCUCUACUUGCAUAUCCUUUAAUAUGUAUUUUCUGUCAUUAUACUCUUUAAGAAGGGCAGAGUCAUCAUAUCCUUAAUAUCUAUAACAGUCAAGUUCACUCAUAUUCAGAAUGAUGUAUCGACAGUAUUAUAAUCAUUUCAAAUUAAAAUUUUUCAAAUCGA
Messenger RNA from Puntigrus tetrazona (Sumatra barb), 4151 nucleotides. Its product is annotated as B-cell CLL/lymphoma 6 member B protein. Gene Ontology annotation, cellular component: PcG protein complex; transcription regulator complex. The transcript is spliced from 2 exons. NCBI's taxonomy places the organism in Eukaryota, Metazoa, Chordata, Actinopteri, Cypriniformes, Cyprinidae. Gene Ontology annotation, molecular function: DNA-binding transcription factor activity, RNA polymerase II-specific; RNA polymerase II cis-regulatory region sequence-specific DNA binding. Gene Ontology annotation, biological process: regulation of transcription by RNA polymerase II. The record is from RefSeq and is a predicted model, not a curated record. The coding region runs from base 398 to 2101 and encodes 567 amino acids.